AUGUAAAUAAAACGAAGUUCAAUUGAAUAAGGUGGUGCAUUGGAGUAAAUUUUGGAAGGGAAUAUGUCUCCAAUUGCUAGUUAAUUAGAUUUAGAAUAGGAUACUUAAUCAUUUUUAAGUAAGGAUGAUUAGAAGGAUAAUUUCAAACCUUUUUAAAAUGAAAGAAAUUCGAUUGGUAAAUUAAUUUAAAGAGUGAAAAGUAAAGAUGUUGGAUAAAAAUUUAAUUUUCUAAAAAGCUAAUAAGUGGUUUUGAAUUAAAAAGGAAAAGAAACAGUGGCCUAAGCAAAUUAUGCUUAUAAAUGGAGCACUACUAAUUUAUUAGGUUUAAAAAAAAGAGAUAUAACACCAAAGGAUUAAGCAGUUUCUUUGAGAUAGAGAAUGAGAAAUUUUAAAAUAAAUUUAUAAGCUGAUUAAGGUUUUAUAAAACAAUUUAGAGAGUAUAAAAAAUAGUAUGCUCCAAAAAGUCAAUUAAGUAGAGCUUUUUUAACACCUAGACGAGAACAUUUUUAUAGAGAUGUAUAAUAUUAAAUUUAUAAGUAUUAUAGACUAGAACCCCUGGACCUGGUGUAUAUUCUGAUUAAUUAUUAAUUACUGAGCCAGGAUAAUCAAUAGAAUUUAAUAAAAGUCCAUAAAUGACAAAGUCACCAACUCAAAUUUGUUAGAGAGACUUUUAUGAUUUUUAGUUUCUUAAAAGAAAUGAUAAUACACCUGAUUUUUAGAGAACCAUAAGUAGAGAUAAGGCAUAUUAAAGAAGUAUUUUCGCUUAGAUUGAAAUUCAGAAGAAAGAGAACAUGGUAUUUGAAAUAGGUUUAUAGUGAAGAAACAUUAAAAAGAGGAACCUUAUGAUGAAUAAAAAAUUGAUAGAGAGAUUGAGUACUUAUUAUAUCAAUAAUAGAAAUAUGGAAAAUUAAGUAUAUUAAAUUAUAUAUAGAUAGAUUAUUAAAGAAUAAUUGAUAGUAAUAAUGAAAUAAAAAAGAUAGUAUAACCUGAUGCUCUUGAUAAUAAUUGGAGUAAAAUGCUGUAAUCUAAAAUAUUUAAUAUAUAGAGAACGUUAUGGUUUUAAGAAAUUAAAAGGAGGGAAGAUUAAAAAGUAAAGAGUUUAAACAGCAUCAAAUGGAUGA
Paramecium sonneborni is the source of this 1121-nucleotide messenger RNA. NCBI's taxonomy places the organism in Eukaryota, Ciliophora, Oligohymenophorea, Peniculida, Parameciidae. The record is from the annotation of a GenBank genome assembly.